Molecule: messenger RNA, 434 nt
Organism: Punctularia strigosozonata HHB-11173 SS5
Lineage: Eukaryota; Fungi; Basidiomycota; Agaricomycetes; Corticiales; Punctulariaceae
Exons: 1
Coding region: 7-183 (58 amino acids)
Source: RefSeq, a predicted model, not a curated record
ACGAACAUGUGGACAUGGAGGAUGAGCUCUUGCUGCCGGUACCGAAUGCUCCCCAAGCAUACCGCACUGCCUCCCUCAUGGACCAAACAGAUCGUAGGCUCCUUGCCCUGCACUACAGCUUGCGGCGACGACGGUGAUACGUCGAUCCCUAUCUGGAAUGACAGCAUGCUCGUCGGCAACUAGUGCGCAUCGACCGUCAGGAUGGUCCGGCCCGCUCUGUAGUCUGCGACCGCUGCGGAGCUAACUGACUGGAGUUACCGCUGUUUCAUCUUGCCGUGAUCUACGCUAUUGACUUCACGCCGACGUGGUCCUGCUCACGCCCAUUCUGUCAGUUGGCUACCACGACAGCCCAGUUGCCAUAGGGUCAUACCGCUUGCAAAUUGCUGUAACGAUGUCAAUCUCGAUUACCACAAUCUCCACUCAAGUAUAUUGAA